Molecule: messenger RNA, 1417 nt
Organism: Drosophila willistoni
Lineage: Eukaryota; Metazoa; Arthropoda; Insecta; Diptera; Drosophilidae
Exons: 3
Coding region: 1-1173 (390 amino acids)
Molecular function (GO): protein binding
Source: RefSeq, a predicted model, not a curated record
AUGUCUAGCGUGCAUAUGUUGGAGCUUCCCGAUGAUUGCCUCUAUUAUAUAUUCAAUUAUCUAGAGGCAGAAGAUCGUUUGAAAUUCGCUCAGGUCUGUCAUCGAUUCAAACAGGUGUUCGUCGCAAAGCUUAGAAAAAAAUAUUGUGACUAUAGUUUAGAAUUAAAGUGUCAACGACUCGAAUUGCUUGAGUUUUCAAUGUGUCGUGAGAUUGUGGAACGUUUAAGUAUUAAUUUAGCUUACUUUGAACUAUAUGAAGUGCAUCCAAUCAACAUAUCGCUGAAACUGUUUCACAUUGUAUGUGGCAGUUCGUUGGAUAUGGAAAAUCUACGAUAUUUAAUUGUUCACGAUCCCACAGGUAGAGUACAAACAGUUGAAAAGCCCUUUGAACAGAUCUUGAUGGCUGUGGCACAUUUAGGUCAAUUGAAACGACUCGAAAUUCAUGCCAAAGCAGAGUGCUCUUUGGAAAAUCUAAGUCAGUUGAAACAUCUGGAGGAAUUGCAAUUGCAUUUACCACAUAUUGAAGCUUCAACAUUGAGCAAAUGUUGUCAAUCCAAUUCAAAUCUACGUGUACUUUAUCUGCAAUAUAAUUGCGUAAAAAGGAAUCUAAAACAAAUUGUACCACAUUGCAAAAAUUUGGAAGUGCUAACAUUUGGUAUGGCUGCUGAAGCCUCUGACUUUAAGCCAUUGGCUAAUCUACCCAAAUUGAAAGAGCUCACACACUCGGGCAUAAGGAAAAGUGGCUCCUUUCAGCCAUUACUAAGAGCUUUGGCCAACAAAUCACAAUUGGAACGUUUGGUCAUCAGUGGAGUUAGUCUAAAUAUGCAAGAAGCUGAGGAAAUUGUACAAAUCGAUAGUUUAGUCAAAUUGAAAUGCUUCUGCUCCUCCAUUCAAUGCGUAGAGAUGCUGGCAAAAGUGUCAAAGCUCGAGGAACUUUGUCUAUGGAUGUCCACAUCAGAGGAUAUAACCCAUGCCCUACUCAAAAUUGUCAUCAAUUGUACAAAUUUGAAACUUCUCUUUCUGGCUGGGGGACAUGUUCAAAGAGAUUUUGUUGGCCAAGUGCAAAAACUAAAGGUUGGGCGAAUGCUUAAACUGCAGAUACCAUUUGUUCAACAGCAAUUGAAUGAGGAAUGCACUAAAGUCAAUAAACUCAACAAGUGGACUGAAUUUUAGAUGUGAAUAAUGUACCUUAGAGCUUUAUUUUUCAGAGUUCGGAUAUAUGUCAGUUUGUUCUUACUCAAACAAAAAAAUUAACCAUUCUCUUGCAGUCAGCUUAAAGGAAUUUAAUCUUGCCAAUGACAGGAAAAAGUAAAGCGACAGAUCUCAUGAAACGAAACGGAAUCGUUAGAAUCUAAUUUAAGAUCUAAUCAGAUAUUGUUAAUAAUAUUCCUAUGACUUAAUGUAAGAUUAAAUAAUU